Messenger RNA from Phyllopteryx taeniolatus (common seadragon), 2199 nucleotides. It is a transcript of the gene ak8, whose product is annotated as adenylate kinase 8. Lineage: Eukaryota; Metazoa; Chordata; Actinopteri; Syngnathiformes; Syngnathidae. The transcript has 14 exons. Gene Ontology annotation, biological process: nucleoside triphosphate biosynthetic process. Gene Ontology annotation, cellular component: cytoplasm. Gene Ontology annotation, molecular function: AMP kinase activity; ATP binding; nucleoside diphosphate kinase activity. The record is from RefSeq and is a predicted model, not a curated record. Bases 669 to 2069 code for a protein of 466 amino acids.
CGUUUGUUGCGAUUCCUUAGCAAAGUUUGCGUGGAUUUGUCAACAUUUGGAGCCAUGAAGGCUUGUUCGGGUUCUGGGUCGACGACCAGCGAAUGCCUCAUUUUGUUGCAAAGGAUCUUUUAGCUCCGAUUCUACGACGUACGGAAAGAAAGAAAAAAAAAGUGGUGGAAGAUUGUUGGUAACAGACCAAAAGCCAGCUCGCAGCUCAUUUCGCAUCCAAUAAUCUCUGACUUUCCUUUUUGUCAGCCCGAGUUGAUUUAACGAGGGAAGGGAAGUUAUUCAUUGAGCCCUUUCCACGCUGAUCUGCUUCCAUCAUUCCAAAGUUCUUUUCUGUUUUGUGUCUGUUAAAACGGACAAAAAAUGGUACUGUUGCUAUGACAACAUCCGAAUCGGACUCUUGUCUCCGGUAGUUGGAGCCGCUCUAGUACGACAACAGAAGACUUUCGAGACAUAAAGACCAAACGACGGGCUGCGAGUUAGCAUCCGGUCCAACAUCCGCGCAAGGCGAAGAAGCCUGAGCAGCGGCCAUUCAAAGCAAGCCAACGCCGACUGAGCGGCACACUAGCUUAGCAAUUAGCUUCAAGUUUGUCAAUCAACAAUCAACAAUUGGCUCGUCGUGUCAGAAAAGGUCCACCGCCAUCCUCUUCCUCUUCCUCUCCCUCUUCCUGAUGAAGGUGCCGACGAUGGAGGAAAGCGGUCUGCCCCUGAGGGUCCCCCCCCAGAUGUCCAUCUACGCCGACCAGCACAACGUCAUACACCUCGUCCAGAGCAUGGUGUCCAGCCUGGCUGUGGACCAGCCUGAAGAUCCCAUCGCGUACCUUCUGCUUCUGCUGCAGGAGAGCAGCGUGCACGUUCCCAGGGUGGUCCUGCUGGGUCCUCCCGCGGUGGGCAAAACCUCCCUGGCCAGGAAGCUGCGCGCCGAGCUCGGAGCUGUUCACGUCACCAUGGAGACGCUACUGGACGACCCAUCGCAGCUCAGCGAGCGAGCGCGCCGGUACGCGCUCGGACAGCAGGAGGUUCCCGAUGAUCUUCUGGUCGACUUGAUUCGGGAGCGACUCAAACGGGCCGACUGCUUCAACACGGGCUGGGUUCUCGACGGACUUCCUCAGACGCGGAUGCAGGCUCGGGGUCUCCAGCAGGGCGGCGUCAUUCCCAAACACGUGGUGCUGCUGGACGCCGGCGAAGACGUUCUUCUGGAGCGGCACCGCGGCCGGCUGCUGGACCCGCUCACCGGAGACGUGUACCACGAGACGUUCGUGCGGCCGUGCGACGACGCGGCGGCGCGCCGUGCGCGGAAGAGGCCCGACGCCUGCGACGGCGGUCCGAUGGCUGACCUGCAGCGACAUCGCUGCGAGGUCACCGGGAUAAGCUCCGCCUACCGACACAUCCUCAAGACGGUGGACGCCGACCAGCCGCCGACGGACGUCUACCGACAAGUGGUGGCGUUCUUGCGGACUCGACGCUGUUCCAGAACUCCCCGAGUUCUCCUGUUAGGUCCUCCGGGCUCGGGCAAGAAACAUCAAGCCAAGAUGCUGGCUGACAAAUACAAGAUGGUGGAUUUGUGUUGCGGUGACCUUCUCCGUUGGGCUGAAGCGGACCCGUCUUUGAUAGGGGAGGAGGUCCGGACGUACCUGCAGCACAAUCGCACAGUUCCAAACAGCGUGACCUUGAAAGUCCUCCAAGAGCGUCUGAACCGCGCAGACUGCAGCCAGCGGGGUUGGAUCCUGCACCACCUGCCGUGCGACCUCCAGCACGCCAAACACCUCAUGCGCUCUCUCAACGCGCCCAACAGGGUUUUCUUUCUGGAGUUGACCGACGACGUUUGUUUCCAAAGAACUGCGAUGAAGCACACGCCGGCCGAUGCCAGCGUUCACACGGCGGCCAGCGACGUCCAUGAGUGCGAUGACAACACACGCACUGUCACACACGCACUCGGCGUGUACAGGACGCACACUGCAGGCCUGCAGGGUGUGUUUCCAGAUGGCGUCCACGUGGAUGCGGAUCAGGAUCCUCGGUGCGUGUUUGAGGCUCUUGAUCGACAACUCACUAUACGAACACACACACACUGACGCACGCGCACGUGUCGGGUCAUUUUGCGCGAGCGUCUGGGCGUGAACUGUGGCUGACGGCAGCUCCCGUGUGAGUGUGCUUAUUGUGUCUUGCUGUUGACAUAGCAUUCAAUAAACACGCGGAAAGCGA